Notothenia coriiceps (black rockcod) is the source of this 564-nucleotide messenger RNA. It is a transcript of the gene usp48, whose product is annotated as ubiquitin specific peptidase 48. The record is from RefSeq and is a predicted model, not a curated record. The transcript has 6 exons. The coding region runs from base 64 to 513 and encodes 149 amino acids. Lineage: Eukaryota; Metazoa; Chordata; Actinopteri; Perciformes; Nototheniidae.
GCAACAGCAAAGAGUUUGGCUCAGAGCUCUCAGAGGGCAACGAGGAUGACAUGAAGACUUUCAAUGAAGACAAUUGUCUGCACUCACGGGGGUCUGAGUAUUUUGGAGACAGAACGGAAGCUGGUGUCCUCUGAAGUUUGGGCUAAGCUAAGGGAAUACUUCCCCAAAGCCCCAGAAUUCCCCCAAAACCAAGAGCCUUGCCAGCUGUGCCUGACUCUAGAGCAGGAAGAAAAGGACAACGAGGCGGUAAGUAAGAUGAUGGCCACGGAGCAGAAGAACCAGCUGCUCAACCUCUUCAAUGAGAAGAACCGGCCAAUCCUAAACAAGUGGCCUGAGGACAACGAUGUACUUUACAUAGUCCCGCUGUUUUUUGUGGAGGAAUGGAGAAAAUUCAUAAGGAGGCCCACUAAGUCCUCUCCAGUGUCUAAUGUAGGCAACACUCUGCUGCUCUGUCCUCACGGAGGCUUCAUGUUCACCUAUGACUCCCUCAUCAACGGAGAUGCACAACAGUGAGUUCUGCUUAUUCAACUUAAGAGAACUAGCUUUUCAACUUCCAACCAAACC